Messenger RNA from Protopterus annectens (West African lungfish), 1276 nucleotides. Its product is annotated as chymotrypsinogen A-like. Bases 1 to 801 code for a protein of 266 amino acids. Gene Ontology annotation, molecular function: serine-type endopeptidase activity. Gene Ontology annotation, biological process: proteolysis. The transcript has 7 exons. Lineage: Eukaryota; Metazoa; Chordata; Ceratodontiformes; Protopteridae. The record is from RefSeq and is a predicted model, not a curated record.
AUGCAUUUUAUCUGUCUUGUCUCUUGUUUAUGCCUUUUAUUCAUCAAUACAAUAUUUGCUUGUGGCAUUCCUGAGAUAAAGCCAGUUGUGACAGGUUAUGGAAAAAUUGUGAAUGGUGAGGAUGCUGUCCCUGGUUCCUGGCCCUGGCAGGUAUCUCUGCAGGAUGCAGCUGGUAAACACUAUUGCGGUGGUUCCCUUGUCAAUUCACAGUGGGUUGUAACUGCUGCACACUGUACGGUGAAAAGUGAUCACCUGGUGGUUCUUGGAGAGCAUGACUUCAGUUCAUCAGAUGAACCGGUUCAGAAAGUGGGCAUUUCAUGGAUACUUACCCAUCCUGACUGGAACAUCUUCACUAAAAAUAACGACUUAACACUUUUAAAGCUGAAAACUCGUGUUACCAUCACAUCCAGGAUUUCACCAGUUUGCUUGGCAAAAUCCAGUCAAGAAUUCCCAGGAGGCAUGACAUGUGUGACUACUGGAUGGGGCAAUACUCGUUUUGACAUCAACACUCCCCCAGACAGACUACAGCAGACAGCUCUACCAUUGCUGACCAACACAGAAUGUCAGAUGCACUGGGGUUCGAAGAUCUCGGAUCUAAUGAUCUGUGCUGGGGCUGCCGGUUCUACCUCCUGUAUGGGUGAUUCUGGUGGUCCUUUGGUUUGUGAGAAGGACAAUACAUGGUUCUUGGUUGGUGUAGUUUCCUGGGGGAGCACUACCUGUUCCACCUCAAAGCCAACAAUUUAUACUCGUGUUGCAGAAUUUGAAGAGUGGUUGGACCGAAUGAUCCCUAAAGUUGACUGAGAGCAUAUUUAAUAUCAGCUUUAUUCCAGUUUCAGUAAUAAACAUCAUGAAGAGUUAUGUUUCCCAAACAUCUUCUAUCACACAUUUCAUCAGAAUAUAAACGUAUUUAAAGUUAUUUUUCUCCUUUCAGGUAUUUGACCUCAAUGUAAAAUUUGUCUGUCUGUACCAAGUGUUACAGCCAAAAACACAAACAAAUACCAAAGGAAAGUGUAUUGAUACAUGAAAAAAUUGAAGUAUUAAACAAUGGUAAAUGUUUAGUCAGUUUCAAAUUGUCUGACUAUAGCACCUAAGCAUAUAUUUCCAAUAUGUUCCAAAAAUGUAUUAGAAUAUUAUAUUCACAGAAGGUACAUUGCUAGUCAGCUUCAUCUGUCAUAGUGCAUUUCCAUCAAUAAUCAUUAUCGUUUGAAUAUAGUUUCAAUUUUAUGUUAAGUUUGAUAUAUUCUAUGAAUGAUUUGCAGUAUAUAUCUUUCAAAAU